Penaeus vannamei (Pacific white shrimp) is the source of this 5135-nucleotide messenger RNA. NCBI's taxonomy places the organism in Eukaryota, Metazoa, Arthropoda, Malacostraca, Decapoda, Penaeidae. The record is from RefSeq and is a predicted model, not a curated record.
CAGACUUCACGGCGCAGCUCUCCCGCAUCCACGAGCAACACGCCGACGACCCAGAGACUCGUGGAGAAUUUCAGAAAAAAGAAUUCCGAACUGCGCAAUGAGAGACCAGGGACGAGCAGCCUAAUGGUUCAAGCCUGGGAGAGCUACCUGCAGGAGGUGGAGGUCGACUCGCAGACACACGCUGACAUCUCGGGGACCCUCAACCGACAGGUGUCCAGGCCGCUCAUGGAGAAGACCUUCUACAGGAAGAUCCAAUCACGGAAGAUGUUCACGCACCGAGAGAGCUUCGACACCAUCCUCACGAAGACGGAGGAGAUGCUGAAGAAGUGUCGGAGGGAAUACAACGAGGCCUACCAACUCCACUGCCGCACCCAGAGCAACGCCUCCCUCGCCUCCUACUUCGACGCCCACAACGCCUACGUCCAACAGUUGCACGCGACCAACGGCAUGUUGCAGGAGUACCACCACACCACUCUGCCGGCGCUGCUGCAGGAGUUGGAGGAUGUUUACCUUGACGUGAGUGCGGUGGUGGCUGACUGCAUACUCCAUGGGGCUAAUAUCGUAGCUGUCAAGGCUUUGGAGCAGAGCAAGAGGUACGACUCUCUCAGCGGGAUGUGCCGAGGCGUGGACGGGCGCCUGGACCUGGUGAGCCUGGUGCGCGGGCUGGACGUCUCCCCUGGCCACGCCGCCCGCACCCCCCACCACCGCUUCACGCCCCCGCAGCCGCCCCACCCUGCCGAGGCGCCCAACGGCGAACUCUAUCCCCAGGAAGCUCCUCCUCCACACCUGAAGGACGAACUCGUGCUCGACCGCCUGGCUGCCCUCUCCUCCAAAAAUCGCUACGAGGCCCUACGGAAGGAGGAGGCCGACCUCGAGCGGCAGGUAGCCCAGCUGCAGGAGGCGCAGGACACCCUCCAAAGGAUACAGCAGAGGAGCCUCGAGUCGUCGGUCUUCAACAAGGCGAACGAACUGCAGGAAGACAUCAGCAUGAAGCGCUUUGACCUCCGCGUCGCCCAGGUCCACCUCUCUGCCGUCAGGUCACAGAAAGAGUUAUUCGCGUCAAAAGACGGGGGCGGGGCUGAGGGCCGAGAGAGGAAGAUGUCUAACUCAAGCGGAGGAAGUAUGAAGACCAAGUGGAUGAAAGCCUUUAAGUCUUUAAAGACAUCAGAGCCCACUAGUGGGAACUUGCCCCUCGCCCAGCCGGGGAAGCGCUACACAUUCUCGAGCACUGUGCUCUCCGUCAUGGCCCACAGAAAGAACGGGCGGGACAAGGAUGCUGCAGCUGUCAUGUUUGAAAGUACUCACAUCCUGCAGGAAUACACCUAUAAGAAAAUCACCGCCUGCGACGUCUGCCAGCAGAUCCUGAGGGGACACUCCCGCCAAGGCCUGAAGUGCAGGAUGUGCAAAAUGAACGUCCACGCCGAGUGUCAGGACCAGGUGGGGAAGUGUCAGCCCAAGUCCCGCCUCCUGCGACGUCAGCGCUCGACCUCCGAGAUCGAAAGCAAACAGAUGGACGCCGGAGAAGAAGACAACGAGCCCACUAUCAGCUUCAGCUCGCUUAUCGCCAGCCAGCCUGCCCGCCGGGGCGCGGAACCUGCGUCCUCUAGUGCGGCCACGGAGAUCCAAAUAGCGCCAUCCAGCCCCGUGCACAACCGCCGCCUCCUCUCCGCCCGAAAUGUGAGGAUGAGCUCAGUUGAGCUUCCGGACGACAACGAAAAAUCACUCAGUUCCGCCAGCACCUCACCGUGCCCUUCUCCCGUCAGUAAAAAACCUCACCGUCUUCUGCCCACUAACCUGUAUGUCGUCCUGUACAACUUUACGUCCAGACAUCCCGAUGAGCUCGAUCUAAGAGCCGGCUACAAAGUGACCGUAACGGACACGUCUGACCCCGACUGGUGGCAGGGAAAGUGUCUGGGAAGGACCGGAUACUUCCCUUCCAAGUACGUGACGCGCCUCAACUGCGGGGAGAAGCCACUGCAGGUCACACACAACUUACAGGUCACCGACGGAGACAACGGCAUCAAGCUUCUGAGAGACCAGAUCGUCAUCCAGAUCGGGGAGGAAGUGGAAGGCAUGGUCAUGAUCCGCAACGGUGACAACCAGCAAGGCGUGUGUCCUCUGAAGUACCUCCAGGAAGCCUAAGCCCAAACGCGUCUCCCUUUGCACCAAGACACAGACUCUCUCUCUCUCUCCCAAACCCCCAUUCUUAAAAAAAAAAAGAGGAAAAGAAACGUUGAUAUCAAAGAGGGGGGUGAGUCCUCUCAGGUACCUGCAGGGGGAGGGGAGGGCAUGGAUCAAGGAUUGCCCUACCAGGUACCUGUAAGAGGCUCGAGGAGUGAGUCUUCUCCCGUUCCCGCAGGAGGCUCCACCGGCGCUCCCGAAGGCGUCUCGUCCAGUCACCCCGAACCCCGUCGCUCGAGAUCAUCCUCAGCCACAAGUUCUCUCGCAAAUUCAACCCCAAAGAAAAUUAUGAAAGUUGUGAAAAAGGGCACAUUCAACCGGAAAUAUCAGAAACUUUUGAUGGUAACAACACGAUAGUUGCAGUUUUUCUUUUACUUUUUGUUUUUAUUUUCUCUCUCGAAAAAUCCAACUGGAGGCGGCAGCGCUACCCAUGACCGCGAGGCGAAGAAAAGGCCAUCGCGGCAGAAAUUUUGACGAACCUAGGAAGGGGCGAAGCCGAAGCCCGUGACAUUCAUUCCUGAGCAUAAGCUAUUGUUGUUGAUGUUGUUGUUGUUGUUAUUGUUUAGCCUUUUUUGCACAGAACAUGUUCUACACUAGUUCUCUCAGCUGGCUGUGGCUCAUAUUUGCUGGUGAAACAUAGUCAUGAGUUCCGGCUGAUUGGCUGAACCACUGUACCAGUGACACACUCGUGCACCAUUACAGUGUUGCCAGAUGUGUUUGUGCACCAUCACCACGUACUCCGCUAUGUACAAGCACAAUCAUGGUGUUAGCAGUUGUGUAUGCACUAUACAAAGACGUAGACAGCUGUAUACAUGCACCAUCAUGAUGUACAUACGCUGUGUACGUGUGCCAACAUGAUGUCCACAGCUAUGUACAAUACCAUGAUGUACCCAGCCGUGCACAUAUAUUGUUGUAUGGUAGCUAUCUGUAUGGGUACAGUACCCUGUACAUAGUAUGGGUGUAUCACUGAUUUGUAUCCAGUCAUAUUUAUCCCACUGUAAUGUACAUGGCCGUAUACAUCCAAUAAUGUACACAGCCCUGUAUGUGCUUCUCUGUGAUGUAAGUAGCUAUGUAUGUACGUCACUGAAAAUUGGCAGGUUUUGUAUGUGCACCUUUGCAUAGUAACUUGCAACCUUUGUACAUCAGCACAAUGAUAGUUACAGUGCGAAUAAGUGCUCUGGUCAGGCCCGUGCGCGUUCAAGUGCACUACGGCGAGCAGUGUACAAGAAGGAAUUACAUUACCGUGGGCAGUUGUGCACAUGCAGCACUUCCCUGCGGCUGAUGUACAUUCAAUACCAUAGUCAGUUCUGUACCUCAAGCAUCAUGUCGAGCUGCAUCAAUAGAGAAGAUUCGAGCAGUGUUUUGGGAAGAAAUUCUGAAGCAAGUCAAGCCACGGCAGCUUUUCAAGACAUCACGUCAGACUUAGAGGCUGAGCCAGUCUCUACGCCGCCCCAACACCUCACCAUGACGGUCACCAAAGUAUUUUCAUAUGAUACAUAAUUCCCCUCUAACCUGUCUCUCAGUUUCCUGUACCGAUCCCUCUCUCCCCUCCCUGCGCACCUGGCUCUCCUCACUCUCUGAUCUUACUAACCUCCCUCGCCCCUCCUUUCACCUCCUUCCCUUCACAUUCAUGCGUCUGUGCACUCAGCGUCGCCUCAUUUUCGCGAGUUUUCAUCAGCCCUCUUUGCACUUCCUCAUUCGAUACAUAUCAUCAGAAUCUUUCCCCUAUUUAGCUGAUUCCUCUAAUCUCUGCUCCCUUCACGUGUCUCCUUUCCCCUAAAUUCCUGUCGGUUCCUUGACCACACAGUCUUAGCACGUUACCUAGUACAAAUCUCUCAACCUUUGGUGUCUGACUCCUUUGUUGCUUCCACGCUGUUCCUCUCACUACCACGGCGUCCCAUAUGCGUGUGUUCCUUCCCUGCAAACGUUUUCGAUUGCGCCGAGCCUUGAUGUUCACUGCUUUCGUCAUACUCAUCCGCUUUGUGAACAUAUUUGCUCCUCAUCACGCUCACUGCGGCUACUUCUUCACACAUAUAUAUUGCACCUCAAGCAACUGUCCCUCCCGCAAAUAUUCCUACUCUUGUCGACUCAUUUGACUCAUGGGCCCCUUACCUGACUCAUGAGACCGUUCCGCUUAAUGAGAGUGACUUGUUCCGUGCAUAACUUCCUCGUUAUCACCUGUAAUGGCGUGCUUAUCAGUCCUCACGCGAGAAAAUCAUUUUGACUGAUGAACACCCUGCUGACAGCUUCCACUUUGUUCCACCCUUCGCCCUUGUCACCCUCAUCGUGACUCAUCCCUCACCCUGCCAUCAUCACCCUUCAGCUUCAUCUAGGACUUGUACGAUCUUUAUUGCGCCUUCCUUCCCGCAUCUACACUGCACCUCCUUCAUUACUGCUUAAGCGUUGAUUUCAGUCUUCGUUUCUGAUGAUCUUCUAGGUAUAUUACUAACUCUCUGGCUAACAAUGGUACGUCAGAUUCUGGCAGGCAGAUUUAGCUAUGCACAUGAAUAUUUUUACACUAGUUGUUAAGAAGACUGUUCCAGCUACCUUUAUUUCAACCUGACUUUCGUCUGGCAAAAAGCAGACUUCAAUGGUAAUAAAAAAAAAGUCAUAACAAAAGUUGUGUGGCAAUUCUGGUUCACCACCACUGUAUUCCUCGUUUAGCGUAGAUGCAAUGCAGUCAUUAUACAGGCAAAGCAGAUAUAAUUCUGAAUGCUAUUAUUCCCAAAUGAGCUUUUGGCCACUAGAGAAUAUCAGUUAGUUUACACAAAUACAACCAGAAAAUUUGUAAGUGACAGAGCUUUGUGUAGUGUAGCAUCAUCUGUCACGUUGUUGACUUGGCUGUCAUGGCAGUCUAUUCUUCUCACUCUACCAUUGUCCUUUUAUGCACAAAUUAUGUUUCCUUGUUCAACGUAGUUUAUAAGAAAAUCCUUUUCCAUAAACUGGGAUGAAGA